UUUAAGCCCACCCCUCACGGCGUUUGCUCGCGAAUUCGUACCAGCGUGGUGGAAAUUGUAUCGGCUCCGAUUUCCAUGCCUACUUUGGCCUACGGUGCUGGCAUGGAGCUGUACGGAAAAUAGCUUUGCGGUGGCCUGGAUCGCUGGUGUUCGAGUUACCGAUUCUUUCUCCCCCAUAGCUGCACCACACAAAGGCAGCUGCUGCACGCAUUCGUGAACAAGGAGAGCGCGUUUUUGUCGGAGCCACGACGGUAUCGGUACGGGUACGGUGCCAGUCCGAAAAUCGCUAGUAACCUGUGAUGGCCAGUAGACUAGAAUCCAAGCACCGUGUAUCGAUUAAAUUCUCACUCUUUUCGGUACGGUAAGUGGGUGUUUUUCGUCACGUCAGGCUCGCAAUGAAAAUUUCUUGCAUACACACAAACAAAUGCUGGCGCAUGCUGUCGGGUUCCACCGUUCCAUCGCGAUAGCAUCGCUGUUUGUCGUUGGAAUUGUUCCGUGUGUCUCAGCCGUGGUAGUCGUGCGUGCAGUCAUAUAUGCACGAUAGGCUGCCAAUCCUGUCCAAUUUGUGAUUAUCGCAAACAGUAGGCGAAUUUCUACCCCACCAGGCGGGAGAAAAGGUUAACUGCGAGCUAGUGUGACCGAGCGAGUUGGUGCUUGGAGCGUGAGUUUUCCAUCGCCGGAAAAGCCCGCAUGGAGCAUCGGUGUGUUGGUGUGCAAAGUGUUCACUGUGUGCGGCUACUCGUCGUCAAGUGCCCGAAAAACAACAAAACUUCCAGCGCAAUGAUCCCUGGCGGCUUGUGAUUUGUGAGAGAAAAUCAUACUUAUGUGCACAUCCGCUUUGCUCGGUCGAAUCGAGAUUGUGUUGAGGGUUUGAAAAAAUUGCCUGUUUGCUUACGUAUCUUGGGUUUGUGGGAAUGAAUGAAAAGAAAGAGUGCUGAAGCAGUUGUAAGCGGGUAAAACGGUGAAUCAAAAGUGAAACUCGAAUUUUUAAUUGGUACACAACAAAUAAGCAGCCAAGCCGCCGAGAUAUGCUACACUUUCCUUCCCUGCCGUAAUCGUAUCCGCCCUCGUUGCCCUCUCAACGUCAUCAUCAGGUGUGGUGAACCAAGCGAAAGGCUCGUGAUAAAUGGUGUGAGAAAUACCGCCUGCAUAGUGCAUUGUGAUAGUUUUGCUGCUGCUGCUGCUGCUGCUGUUCGUUCGUUCACUGCUUCAGCGGUUCAGUGUAGUGGAGCAGUAGUAACACGCCACAACCCCAACAACAACACAUCGAAACGUGGCCGUAAUCAGUCACAACCAUUGGGCUGUAUCGCACGAUUUCGAAAUCUCACACACACCUGCGGCCACUCCUGUGAGUUUGAUGCACUGUGCUGUGUGCCCCUUGCUCGUGUUCAGCCCAUUAUCGCUGAAUCGAUUCAGCGUUGCAAACGGCGCAACCACAACACUACCUUCUAGAUAACUUCUAAACACAUCGCCAAACACACCGACAACCCUACAGACGGGUCAGAAAUCAGCUUCAUUCCGACAGAGCAAACGAUCGCCUAAAAAAAUGGAUCGAUUGCGCAAAUCAUUCCGAGAUUCAUUCCGUAGACGCAAGGACCGUGUUCCAGAGGCGGCAAAGCCCCACCAAUGGCAAUCGGACGAGCAGGCAGUCCGUUCGGCUACAUGCACUUUCUCGGUGAAGUACUUGGGAUGCGUAGAAGUAUUCGAAUCUCGUGGGAUGCAGGUGUGCGAGGAAGCGUUGAAGGUGCUACGGAACUCGAGGAGACGUGCAAUACGAGCUCAGCUGCAUGUGAGCGGCGAUGGACUUCGCGUGGUCGAGGAUGAUACUAAGGGGUUGAUCGUAGAUCAAACUAUCGAAAAGGUUUCGUUCUGUGCGCCGGAUCGUAAUCACGAACGAGGCUUUAGUUACAUCUGUCGGGAUGGCACAACGCGUCGCUGGAUGUGCCACGGUUUCCUGGCCAGUAAGGACUCCGGUGAGCGACUAUCUCAUGCGGUCGGCUGUGCGUUCGCAGUAUGCUUGGAGCGCAAGCAGCGCCGUGAUAAGGAGUGCGGUGUCACGAUGACAUUUGAUAUGAAAAAUUCCACCUUUACGCGUACCGGCUCCUUCAGGCAGCAGACAAUGACGGAAAGACUGGCUGGUGGGACCGAUACAGCGGUUGUUGCCCCGCAACAGAACAACAACGCGCCGAAACCGUACAAUCCGUUCGCGAUUGAGCGACCACACGCGACACCCUCGAUGCUGGAACGUCAGGGAAGCUUCCGUGGAUUCACGCAGAUUGGGUCGGCCUCCCCGUUCAAACGUCAAAUGUCACUGCGAAUAAACGAUCUUCCGUCCAAUGCUGAACGACAGCGAGCUUUUCUCGAACCAGGCACUCCCCAGCGGACGACCGUUUCGCCCAUUCCGGAGGUAUCUCCGCAGCCCACGGACACCGUUAGUCAGCUGUGCCAGGAACUGAGCCAGGGAUUGUCGCUGCUUACCAAAAACGAUACGGAUGAUUUUUAUCUGAACAAAGAGCUGCAUCUUAAAUCAUCGGUCACAACCGCCACUACAAACAUCACUUCUAGCACAAUGGCAACUUCCUCAUCGGUGACUAUGAAUAGUUACGUUCCUGGGCUACUGGCUCGCAACGGUCCGAGCGAUAUCGGUCAGCCGGCAUUACCGAACUUGCCGACGCUAUCAGUCGUGCCAACAAUCCCACCACGAUCUAUUUCGCCGCUCAACAAGCAGCAAACGCUGGAUCUAUCCGCCCUUGGUAGUCACAGUGGCAGUAGUGCAAGUAAUAAUACGACUCACAGCCUUGGCAGUACCGGUGGUAACAGCAGUAACAGCAAUAGUACCGCAACCAUUAAUCCCGUUAGCGGUGGUUUCCCAGCAGUGGCAGAAACGAUAGCGGUCGCUUCUACCACCACAUCCUCCUCGUCCAGUGGAGUCGUUCCAAUCGAAACGGCAUCGCCUUUGCCUAAUCCAGAACAAUGGUUGGGACAGAUUGUAAAGAACGUAUCCCCUUCUCCACGGCGUGCCCCUUCACUGCACAACCGCGCAAAGUCACUGAACGCUGCCGAUCCGUUUGACGCUGAAUGGGUAGCGGAUGUAGCGAAGCCGGAAAUACAUAGCACGAACCCUUUCAUUUCGCCCCCAAAACCUCCGGCCCAGACGUUUCAAGUGCAUCUGUAAAGUGCAGUGUCAUCGCUGGAUCGCUUGCUCCGUCACUACUGCCUACCUAUUGCCUUUUCUGGGCCGAAGGACAGAGCAAGCAUCGUAACAGUGGAAACGCAUUCCGUGCGCUUCCGCCUUUCCUUGGUGCUUUCGGGGUGUUUAUUAUGUUUUGGGGUAAUCGUUGAAUGGUAGCUAAGUGUAUCUGAAUUAUUUGAUUGUUAUCGCACCACAUCGAUGGAAAGCUUGCCGAACCCGGGAACCAAGGGACGAGCGACUUGUCCUCGAAAACGUUGCGAUUUAUUGUUUAAGCCAGACACGUUACACUCUGGGACUAUAUCUACUUACGUGCGACCAGCUACGGUGCUGUAACAGUACUUAAGCGUAGUUUUGAACGAAACAUUCUCAUGAGCAGCAUUUUAUUAUAUGAUUAUUUUUUUUUCUUACUUUAUCCAACGAACGGGCGAUUAAGUGAACUUAUUCUACAAUUUGUUUUCUUACCUAAAGUUGACACUGGUAGAAAUGCUUACGUUUAAAAUCCAGUUUCAUUCCGAUACAAUAGAAAACUAUCUGAUUUGAGAUUUACAAAAAGAAGCGUCCUAAUCAAUAUUCUCAUGUACUCCAUCGUUAUUGCGGUAUUACUUUAUCCUAAACUUGUACGACACAGUUCUGUCUACAGAACAGCAUAUCCAAGAGAAUGUUGCUAGUAUUUGUAACGAAGGGAGUAGCUUCAUUCGAGCGGUAGGCAAACCUAUACUUAAACUAGCCCAAUCUAUCUGCUAGCAAACGCAAUAUUGCUAUUAACAACCUAAGCAGCUUAACCUACUAUUAACCCGAACAAAUGGAAAAUAAAAUGAUCAGCGAUAUGGCUUAUAAAGCUUUACCUGUAGUGUAUCUAUCCGCUGGCUGUGCUAGGCUCCCCGUACCGGAAAAAAGCACGCCGAAAUAGCUAUGGAAGUAUUGCUUUGAAAUGGUUGCGUAGCAGAAGCGGAAACACGGAACGGGAGUCGCACACGAUUAGAGGUACCAAGCAGUCAGUUGCAAGUAAUCACAAAUAAAAAGUGUAGUUUAAAAGCUGCAACUGUAGUGAAUAGUAUAAAUUAGCAGUACUGCACAAAUGUAGUUGCGAAUGGCCCUGUAUGGAGCAGCAAUGCAAAUGAUCCAAAUUCCCGCGAGAUAACAGGCCGAUCUAAUGUACUUAAUUAAAAAAAAACGAUAAACGUCUAACAAUACCAGCCUAUCAAUCGUUAGCAAUUGCAAGCGAUACUGAAAUUUGCUGUUGUUUGGUUUUGCUGAAAUGAAACUAACCGGCAAGAUGGUCGUAUCCAAAUAAGAAAUCUGGCAAACAAACCUGUUCAACUUCUGGCAGUCGUGUCUAAAACGUGGAAAAUUGAAAAGAAAAUAUAGCAAACGUAUUGUGAUUACUAAUAUAUACAACUAUUAGCAUAAAAUUAUGGUAAUGAAAUAAGAAGGAGCAAAGUAAAGGAAACAUUGAAAACAAA
This is a messenger RNA of Anopheles gambiae (African malaria mosquito), 4656 nucleotides long. RefSeq names its product protein numb (gene numb). The record is from RefSeq and is a predicted model, not a curated record. The transcript has 3 exons. Bases 1547 to 3175 code for a protein of 542 amino acids. NCBI's taxonomy places the organism in Eukaryota, Metazoa, Arthropoda, Insecta, Diptera, Culicidae.